This is a messenger RNA of Hibiscus syriacus, 550 nucleotides long. RefSeq lists its product as uncharacterized. Bases 23 to 514 code for a protein of 163 amino acids. The record is from RefSeq and is a predicted model, not a curated record. Lineage: Eukaryota; Viridiplantae; Streptophyta; Magnoliopsida; Malvales; Malvaceae. The transcript has 2 exons.
UCAUACAUAAUAAAUCAUCAAUAUGGGGAACUACGUUUCAUGUAGUUUAUCAACCCCAUCAGGCAAAUCAAUAAAAGUGAUGUUCCCUAGUGGUGAAAUCAGGCAAUUCAAUGCAUCCAUCAAAGCCGCCGAGCUCAUGCUCGAAACGCCCAACUUCUUCCUUGUCAACACCCAAUCCCUGAAACUGGGCCGCAGGUUUUCCCCUCUCAGUGCAGAUGAAGACUUGGAGUUGGCCAAUGCCUACGCCAUGUUCCCCAUGAAGAGACUCAACUCAACGGUCUCGCCUGCUGACUUGGGACCUUUGUUUCUUGCUGCAAACUCGGCUGCCAAAAAGGGUUUCGCCGGAAAGGUAAGGAUCUUGCCUGAAGAUGAGCAGAAAAUGUCAGAGCCGAAGCUGAAGUUGGAUGAUAUUGAAGAGUUUUCUACUCCAGAGUUCAGGCAUAGGUUAUCCAUGUCAAGAUCUAAGAAACCAUUGCUUGAAACCAUAGCUGAAGAGCCUUUUUGUUGCAGAUAAUGAUGUGCUUUCUAAUUAACCGCGAAACUUAUGGAU